This is a messenger RNA of Nezara viridula (southern green stink bug), 207 nucleotides long. Lineage: Eukaryota; Metazoa; Arthropoda; Insecta; Hemiptera; Pentatomidae. The record is from the annotation of a GenBank genome assembly.
AUGGAAUGGAAUCUAACUAUUCCUAGACUAACGCAGUGCAAUGACCAAAAGAAUGUCCUUUCUCAGGAGGUCGUCUCUGCGGUAAUGGAUCGUUUAUUUCCGCCUCCGGAAACUUCUUGGAUUCGUGACAUCCCCGCUGCUCACAAUAAUAGACGAGGAUACGAUGAUUUGCCAACCAUUAGUAACUUUAAUAUCAGUUCAGCGUGA